UUGUUUUGUUUUUAAUCAGGUCUUAUAUGAUCAGGUUGUAAUGUAGUUUAUAAGUAGCGGGUGCCGGAGUCUGCACAGUAGAAAGUGUUUGGCUACCGAGUGUACAGUGUCACUAUGAAGCUUACGUUAAUCCUCUUGCUAGUGGCAAGCAGCCAAGCCGCCAAAGUAACCAGCUCUAGCAGUAAGGAUAGAAUAGGAGACUUUGAAAAAGAGAAACGAGAUUCGAAUAGAAAUAAUGGACUCGAGAAGAGAACGCCGCUGCUGCCUUCAGUUUCAUCUUCAGCCACUCCAGGUGUUGAGUAUGCGAGAACCAAAGAAUCACAUUCCGAUCAGUCACCAAGUCAGCAAAUAUACGCAACCCCAGCACCUCAACUUUCAAAGAUAUCAGACGUCCUAGCUCAAGGUGGACCCUACCAAGCCGCCAUCGCAAACCAACUCUACUCCCCUGUAUCCAUCUACCAACCAAGGUUCCCAACUUACGAAGUUUCACCGCCUGUGCCGUCCCAGUUGGCGUAUGCGGAACACUCUUUUCAGCCCCAGAACAUUCAAUCAAUACCGAAGGCCAAUUACCAACCACAAAUUUUGCAACAAUACGAAACUUCAGUACCCCAACCCAUACCGGCUAACUACCAACAAACAACUUCUCCCAUAUCCAACCAGCCGAUCAACUAUCAACAACCGUUGAUUCAGUAUCAACAGUACACUCCAGAUCAACUUCAGUACGUUCAAGAAUCUAUUCAGCCCCAAACAGCGUAUCGUCAAGAGUUACCAGUUACCUAUCAGGGGGAACAAGCCAGACCUGAACCACAACCUGUGACUCAAAAUAUCCAACAGACGUACACACCACAAUCAUCACAAGGUGCCAUUAGCUACGCCUCUUAUGCACAAAACCAACGUGACCAAUCAGCACAAAAACAACAAUCCCAGUAUCAACCACAACCCCAACAACUCAUCAAGUACCAGCUACAGCACCAACCAAUUCAGUAUCAACUUUCUCAAGCACAACAACCCCAAUACCAAGUGCAACCACAACAGUACCAGGUACAGCAAUAUGAAGCUCCACAGUUCCAAAUCCAGCAACAACCUUAUCAACAGUACCAGCAGAGCGAAGGGAGAGUGCAAUAUCAACCACAGCUUCCGCCUCUUCAAAUUCAGCCUUAUCAACCACAAUAUGUCAAGUCAAAACAGAGUGAGAAACAAGUUUACUUCAAGCAGUUGCAGCAACCAGCAGUCAUACAGCAAAUUCAACCCCAACUUCAGCCACAGGCUGCCCAAACGAAACUGGCUCAGCAAUACUCACAGGCACCCGCACAAAACUCCGGCUACGCUGCACAAGUCGCAUUGCCGACCUUUCCCCCGGUACAAUACUUUGGAAAAUUUGCACACUCUAUUUUCGGUCAACAAUAGUACAGUUUAGUUUUGAUUUACUGUUUAUAAAAAAUGCCAAAAAGUUGUGCUAAUUGUUUAUCAAUACCGUCAUUGUAAAUAUCAAUGAAUGGCCAAGCUAAUUUAGUUUUAAAUGAAACGAUAAAAGCUAUUAUUAAAUGCGUAAGUCACCAAUCGUAUUCGAUAAGAUUUCGUAUAAGAAUUGAAUUCUCAAAUUGUCAAUUUAAAAUAAUAAAUUAUUUUGUGUAAUUAUAAUUACAGUAAUUUAACAUAAGUA
Messenger RNA from Pieris napi, 1663 nucleotides. Its product is annotated as altered inheritance of mitochondria protein 3-like. The transcript has 6 exons. NCBI's taxonomy places the organism in Eukaryota, Metazoa, Arthropoda, Insecta, Lepidoptera, Pieridae. The coding region runs from base 115 to 1407 and encodes 430 amino acids. The record is from RefSeq and is a predicted model, not a curated record.